GUGCACCAGACAUCCUGUUGCCGUCCACCCGGGCGACCCCGCGCACCAAAACACGCGCACCUCGAGCUCCGGGCGGGACUUCCUCUGUAUUGCGGAUGCGAUAUUAGGGUGAGCAGGCAAGAAAGGGCUUGGUCGGGGUGUCAGUGGUCCAUCUGUGCGCCUUCGGACAGCAGAUAACCGGGCUGACGACGCCGCCGACGCCGCCGCCGAAGCCCCGUAGAUGAAUCUCCUCCUCGGCUAUGCUGCCCUGAGAGCGCCGCGAGUACCCGCCCCGCCAACAUGUCUGAUGUCAACAAGACUAUUCAGAAAUGGCACGCCAGUUUUAGGAAAGGCACAGACUUUGACUCGUGGGGACAAUUAGUGGAGGCUAUAGAUGAGUACCAAAUUCUGGCGAGACAGCUGCAGAAAGAGGUCCAGUCUACAAAUUCAACAGACUUCACAGAGGAGCAGAAGAAAACUUUAGGAAAAAUUGCAACAUGCCUGGAGAUGAGAAGUGGCAGUUUGCAGUGCACACAGUCAAACGAGGAGUUCAAGUUAGAAGAACUGAAGAAACUGGAGACCAUAAUUCAAAAUAUACUGACCUACAACAAAGAAUUCCCCUUCGAUGUCCAACCAGUGCCCUCAAGGAAAAUCCUCGCUCCAGGCGAGGAGGAGAACCUGGAGCUGGAGGAGGAGGAGGAUGCUGCAGCAGGAGCUGGUUCGACAGAAGCCUUCCCCCCGCGGGCCCCUGCUUUGCAAGGUACCUUGUUGCCACGGUUACCCUCAGAGCCUGGGAUGUCCCUACUUACUAUAAAGAUUGAAAAAAUUGGGUUGAAGGAUGCCGGCCAGUGCAUCGACCCUUACAUGACCAUUAGUGUCAAAGACUUAAAUGGUAUAGACUUGAACCCUGUGCAGGACACCCCUGUAGCCACCAGGAAGGAAGAUACCUACAUACAUUUCAGUGUGGACGUGGAGAUCCAGAGACACGUGGAGAAAUUACCAAAAGGAGCAGCUAUAUUCUUUGAAUUCAAGCACUACAAACCCAAAAAGAGGUUUACCAGCACAAAAUGUUUUGCCUUCAUGGAAAUGGACGAGAUCAAACCCGGCCCCAUCGUCAUUGAACUGUACAAGAAGCCCACAGACUUCAAGAGGAAGAAACUGCAGCUUCUAACAAAGAAACAACUCUAUCUCCAUCUUCAUCAGACGUUACACAAGGACAGCUAAGUCAGAGCACGCCUCGAACUUUGAACCACCUCGUUUAAUCUCUCUCUUGAACCCACAUCCAGCAGAAAUGUGGUGCUCCACCUCAUCACAUCCAGCAAUACUAAAACAAGGUUGUAGUCAUUUUUUGUCCCCCAUGAGUAUAUGAAGAAGAAAAGGGAACUGAGCCAAAUGGUCACAUCCGCUCAGACUGCCACAUUCGUUCUAAAUUUUUGUAUUCUUUGAUUUUGUUUUUGAUGUCUAUUGCAGGAAACACUUCUUAUAACCUUUAAAAUUGAUUUUCAUUUCACUAGUUAGGGCUACAGGAAUUUCAUACUAAAGCAGAGUUGUGUUAACAAAAGUCAAACCGCCUCAUCUCCAGUCUUCCUUAGCUUGAUUAUUUUGGGAAACGGGACACAACGUGUAUUUUUGCAAGUGCUUAUUUUGAGUCUUGAUGGAAUUUGACUGACUUUGAUUCGAGUUUAUGCUGUCGGACUUUAGACUCUCAAGUUAAAUUUAGCAAAACAAUAAAAACAACUACACUGCAAAUGCAAAGCCAUUGAAUAAAUUACAGGCUGACAGAGACGACAGUCACUGAAUUCUGUCAUAGUCUAAAAGGGUUUCAGGAGUUUGGAGUGUGCCAUAAUUAUAGAUUUUUAUAGUGUUUAAUUAUGAUCAAAUAAAUCAGUUAAUUCAAAAAGUUAUUAAAAGCUACUAAUGUGUCUGCCUGCAUAAACAUUUCAGUUUGUUUUCUGCUUGAACUUUCUCAGUUUCCCUUUUUUGAUUUCUUUAAAAUUAACCACCAUGAACUGUUUUUAGUGUUGUUAAUUUUGGCCACUUGGGGGCAGCAGAGACCAGCUGUAAAUAUAACACUGUCAUAUCACCACCUUUUAAAGGUCCAGUGUGAAGGAUUCAGUUGCAUCCAAGGGGUUGAGGGGUGCUACUGACCGAACAUCGUCGAUUCAUCCUCCCCCUAUGUGGCUGUGGGAAACAUGUAAUGCCCUCUCUUGAGCCAGUGUCUGUUUUGCCCCUUGUCGGCUACUAUAGAAACAAGAAGGCACCACAUGGCAGAAGAGGACCUGCAUCCUCUGUAGCUAUAAAAGAUUCAUUUUAAAGUAACAAAACACAACCUUUUACAAACCCCUUAGCUUCAGGUGAUUACACGCUAAUGAAUUCUGAAUUCUAUUUCUGCCCCUAAAUCCUACACACUGGAUUUUUAAGGUGAUUUUGUGGACUUCCUGUUUUCUCAACAAGCAAAUAUUGAGCGACAUAUGCAAAGAUUUGUGGACACCUGAUGAAGGUAACUCCAAUGUUCACCGAUGUCAGUUUAGCUCUAUUUUUGGUCUCCACCAGCGUCUGAGAGAAAUAGCUGGCUUUUUAACAGCUUAGCUGUAAGUUAGUGAGAUGACAAUUCCCUGUUUGCUCGUCACUAUGAGCUUUCACAUUACAUGCAGUCAUUUGACUCAACGUUGAUCUAGAAAUACUCGCCAGUGAAGCUUUUAUUUAAAGCAUCCGAGACCCUGAUUGGCCAGCUGCUCUGUAGAUCUGACAACUGGUACUUGUAGGUCGCUUACAAACCUCUAAAUAAAGAGUUGUGUUUAUAUUAUGGCUGUCACAAAAUGGAAACUGUAAAUUGAUUAUAAUCGCACAUAAUAAUGAUAUGAAGAAUAUUUAAAUUCUAAAAGAAGUUCACAAUUGCUGUGGUGGCACAUUCAGACUCUAUAAAGUUUUGGUGUUCCAGUCACAGACAGUAUUCAAUCAGCAGUGGCUUUUAUAUUUUAAAUAUACAGUGCAUUUAAUUUUUAUUGGCUUCGUCAGAAUAUUUCACAAAUUGUAUUUUUAAAGCCAGCAAUUAAGCAAAUGUUUGUUUAAGCCCAGAAUAAAAACCAUUAUGAGCCAGUAACAAUUAAACGCCCCCAUAUUUCUGACAACCUUCAACAUGCCAGUGUUCAAGCUUCAGUAUGUAUCGGAUGAAGUGUGUUUAAAGUACGAGUUGUGUGUUUUAAAUAUGAUGCAGCAUGGUCUGCAUGCUGCGGACGUGUAUCCUGUAUGCAGUGUGAGCGGCCCAGAAGUUUAACACCCACUAGGAAGUGUUUUUUUAAUCGAGUGUUAAGUCACAGGUCAGAUGUUUUUAUAUGCGGUUAAACUUGAUCAGCGCUCACAUGCAGGAUGCAGGAAUUAUGCUUUUGUCCUGACUUUUUCAGAAACUGACUGCUACCCAGAGAAGCCCACUACGACUAUUAUUUUGAAAUUCCACGUCGCCCUGUUAUAAAGGGCUGUUUCGGAUGAACUUGCAUGUAACUUUUAUGUUUCCGUUCUAAUGUUGCAGAUUCACUAAAACAUCUACAUUGUAAUAUUUGAUUUCAGAUUUUUAUUUUUGUAAGGUCACAAUAUUCAGGACUAAAUUAACUGUAAGAUACACUAACCGAUGAGUAUAUACAGUAACUGUGUAUGUAUGAAGCACUAUGAUGUAGUAGGACUGAGACCUGUGGAGUGUUUUUUUUGGUCUUGAUGACAGACUGAGGGGGAAUUGUAUCAAACAUUUACAAUGCUUUUAAUUUCUAAUAAACUACAAAUGAAGCAGUUCGGUGGAUGAUCUCAUCAGGAGCAUCAUGCAGUGAGCAGACUGUG
This is a messenger RNA of Acanthopagrus latus (yellowfin seabream), 3810 nucleotides long. RefSeq names its product axin interactor, dorsalization associated (gene aida). The record is from RefSeq and is a predicted model, not a curated record. Gene Ontology annotation, cellular component: membrane. NCBI's taxonomy places the organism in Eukaryota, Metazoa, Chordata, Actinopteri, Spariformes, Sparidae. Bases 280 to 1203 code for a protein of 307 amino acids. Gene Ontology annotation, molecular function: phosphatidylinositol binding. Gene Ontology annotation, biological process: determination of ventral identity. The transcript is spliced from 11 exons.